AUGCCCAAACUCGUAGAAGAGCGGAUGAAAGAUUGCAUCGUGCUUCCCGGCCUCCAGGGGGUUCUUGUGCAGUUCUUGUUGUUCUGCUGCUGCGUCGGCACACUCGUCGUGAAGAAGGUCCGAGAGGGGCCGCGACGGACCUGGUUCCAGUUUGGCUUGGAUUCCUCGAAGCAGUUCUUGGGUGCAGGAUGGAUUCAUGUGAUGAACCUUUUGUGCGCCACCAUCAUGGGCACCCACAUGAGUGAAGGAGAUGAGUGCGAGUGGUACUGGCUGAACAUCAUGCUGGACACCACCCUCGGGGUCUGGGUGGAGUACAUGUUACUCCGGAUCUUGACCGAAGCAUUGGACAUGCUGCUCGGAGAGGGUGGGCAGGACUUCCGCAGUGGAAACUAUUGGCGAAAUGGAGAGUUUCAGGUGAUCAUGUACGUGAAGCAACUCAUCGUGUGGCUUUCAAUCGUGAGUUUCAUGAAGCUAGCUAUGGUUGUGUUGAUGGUCCUGCUGGCCAAGCCACUGACGAUGGCAGCGCGGACGGUGCUAAAUCCUUUCCUGGAAAAGCCUAUGAUGAAACUCCUUGUCGUGAUGAUCGCGACUCCGAUGGUCAUGAACGCCUUCCAGUUCUGGGUUACGGACAACUUCAUCAAGAAGAGCGAUUCUUCGGAAGAUCCAGGAUCGAUCUCUGCUCCCAUGUUGGGAGCAACAGGAGUAUCGACUGCCGGGCGUACCAGCCAGGCUUCCAGUAACGAGCUGGAGCGGCUGCAGCGAGGCGAGGUCAGCGGCGAGGUAGAGGCCGGGGUCGGUAGCACAACACCUUCCUCUGGGCCGACGGCUUCAGCUGGCAUUGGCAAGCCGACUUAA
Molecule: messenger RNA, 855 nt
Organism: Symbiodinium sp. CCMP2592
Lineage: Eukaryota; Dinophyceae; Suessiales; Symbiodiniaceae
Source: the annotation of a GenBank genome assembly